Molecule: messenger RNA, 1255 nt
Organism: Boleophthalmus pectinirostris (great blue-spotted mudskipper)
Lineage: Eukaryota; Metazoa; Chordata; Actinopteri; Gobiiformes; Gobiidae
Product: probable 2-ketogluconate reductase
Exons: 7
Coding region: 115-1167 (350 amino acids)
Cellular component (GO): cytosol
Molecular function (GO): hydroxypyruvate reductase [NAD(P)H] activity; glyoxylate reductase (NADPH) activity; NAD binding
Source: RefSeq, a predicted model, not a curated record
GUUAUUUUAAUCUGAAGUUCUUCCGGUUAAAGGGGUUACACAAACACAAACAAUGUAAAUAAUUAGUGCUCCUGGUGUACUUGUAACCGGCUGCAACUUGCAAGAAGAUCUGCAAUGGCUCAGGACAAACCCUGUGCUCUCAUCUCAGAAGUUGGUGGAGAGGGUUUCAUCCAAGAAGCUGUUGACAUUAUGAAGCAACAUUUCCAGAUUAUCACUCAUCAAGAAUUUCUCCAAAACCCCUCUCUCAGCUCCAAGAUCCAAGUUGUGUUUCUGUGGGACAAUAAGCCUCAAAUUGAGCCAUCUCUCAUUAGUUCACUACCAGCCUUAAAGUUAAUCGCCAAUGGAGGAGUGGGCAUUGACCAUUUGGACAUCGCCCAUCUAAAGAGUCUGGGCAUAAGAGUGAGUAAUACGCCUCAUGUGGUCAGUAACGCUACAGCUGACAUGGCAAUGGGCCUGCUCCUGGCAUCCGCACGCAGGAUUGUAGAAGGUCAUCUGAUCUGCGUAGACCCAAACACGACUAAAUUUCCACGCACUCAAAUGGGUUUUGAGGUGACAGGCUCCACACUCGGUAUUAUUGGGAUGGGGCACAUUGGAUUCAAAAUCGCUCAAAGAGGAAGAGGAUUUGAUAUGAAGAUUUUGUACCACAACAGAAAUAGACGGUCGUAUGAAGAUGAACAGGCUGUAGGAGCUGUGUACUUUAAAAACAAGGAGGAGCUGCUCAGAGAGGCUGACUUUGUGGUGCUGGCGGUGAACCUGACCCCAGAAACCACAGGGCUCAUCGGGCACAAAGAGCUCUCCCUCAUGAAACCCACGGCAACGCUGGUCAACAUCAGCCGAGGCCGUGUUGUGGACCAAGACGCCUUAGUCGAAGCACUACAGAAUAGGACAAUACGAGCAGCAGCGUUGGAUGUGACCUACCCAGAGCCUUUACCGAGAAUUAUUUGUCAGCUACUCUUGAAUUCCAGAAAGGACUUCUAUACCAUCAUUCCCGCCUGUACACUACUGAGGACCAGAGAUCACCCUCUUCUGCAUCUGCCAAAUGUCAUCAUCACGCCCCACUCUGGGACAGACACGGCUGCCACGAUAGUGAAGAUGGUGCAAACGAUGGUAGACAAUGGAGUUGCCGCUGUACAAGGCCAACAGAUCCCAAAUGAAGUCCAGCCUUGAUGAAAUCAGUAAAUCACCUCUUUUAAUGAGAAAUGUUGAUGUAUUAUUUAACAAGACAGAAAUGUGAACAAUAAAAAUAAUACUUCAA